AUGUCCGACUACCAACCCACCCAGUCCUACCAUGAAGGGGCCUACAUGGCCCUGAUGAGAGGCCUGAAAGAGCUGGACCUCACUGGUAGCUGUGUUCCCAGUACCCUGGUGUUGAGUGGAGACCAUGCCUUUCCUUUGGCAAUGAACAGCCAGGGCCAGAUCCUCAUGGCAGCCUCUCUGUACGGCGGUGGAAGGAUUGUGGUCCUGGGUCAUGAGGCCUACCUGACCACCUUUCCUGCUCUGGUGGAGAAUGCUCUGACCUGGCUGAGAGGAGAUGGAUCUGAGAACUUGUCUGUCGGGGUCCAUAAUGGCGUCCAGGGAGUCGCUGAUAACCUCAGCAAGUCCAGCUUCGACACCCAAGUUGUGGGGAAAUUCAGUGACAGUCCUGGGGUCGGUGUGUAUGUGACUGAUGCCUACAGCGUGGGUCCAGACGCGCAAGACCUGGUAGCGUUUUUGAAAGCUGGAGGGGGAGUGCUGAUAGGGGGGCAGGCGUGGCACUGGGCUUCAACUCACCCAAAGGAGAACACGCUGCUUCGGUUUGAGGGGAACAAGGUGUCUGGUGUGUCAGGGAUCUACUUCUCUGAGCAACACGCUGAGGGAGAGUCUCUGCCUGUCUACCCACAGAUCCCAUCCUCCCGGAUGGCUGAAGUAAUCUGUAAAGAUUUUGAUGACGAUUUGCAGUUCUUACUCCAGGGGGUGUCAGAGUUCGACCUCCAGCAUGGGGUAGUAGCCUCUGAGGUUCUGGUCCACAGCCCACUAGCCUUCCCCAUUGGUACCACCGAUAAUGGAAACGCCUUCUUGGCAGGAGCCUACUAUGGGCAGGGACGGGUUGUUGUGAUCACACAUGAAGGACUUCUGGGACGAGAGACACUAGCUCCAUUUUGGAACAAUGCCAUUCGAUGGUUGGACGAAGGUCGGGAAGGAGUUGUUGGUGUAGCUCCAGAUCUCAACUAUGCCUUUAACCUCUUCAGCAAAGCAGAGUUUAAUUGCAAGAAGACAGACUUCAAGGCAGACCUGAGUGUAUAUGUGUGCACAGCCUACAGUGAUAAACAUGCAGAGGAAAUCCAAGACUUUGUAGCCCAGGGAGGAGGCCUGCUGAUUGGUGGACAUGCCUGGAACUGGGCACAGGUUCACCCUGGGAAAAACCUGAUGACAGAUUUCUCAGGAAACAAGAUCCUGAACAAAAUGGGCCUGAGCCUGCUGAAGCAGAUAAUCUGGGAAGGUUCCUACACGGCCCCUGAGCCUAGCCAGGGCCUCAAAGACACGUACCGCUUCCGCCACCUUCUACACCGCUUCGUUGGUCACGUCAUCCAGGGGGAGAAACUUACAGAGCGUGAGGAGAAGUGCCUUAAUAAACUGGGUUGUGACUGUGCCAACUUCUUGCACAUGGAAGCUCAUGACUCCUCCUCCUAUACGAAUGUGGUGUCCAAACUCACCACCGUCUUAAAAAAGUCGGGCAUGCCACAGGUGUGUGCCAGCUGCCCUGUGAAGAGUCCCAAAGACCACCUCCUCCUCAGUGUGGGGGCAGAGGUUUAUAAGGUCUGCCCAAAUCCUGAUGCCCUCCUGCCCUACCUCAUCAAGGAUAACCCCUUGAUGCCAGUUUGGUACAACCACAGAAUCAAGACUAAUGCCAACACAAAAAGAGGGGAUGAGUGGAUCAGUACAGGUCUCUACCUCUCUCCUGGUAUGAAAACCUACAUGGCCAUCCCAGCAGAGAUUGUCAACAAGGGAUGGAAGAUCCAAAUAGGUUGUCAAACAGACUACCUGGAUGCUGCAGAGCUGAAGAGGGCACGGAAGGUUCAUGAGCGAUUCCCAGUGACCUCAGAGAUGAUGCAGGUGUCUAACCUGUGGGGGGGACUCAUCUACCUGGUGGCACCACCCAACACACAAGUGGAUGGGGCAGAGGUCAUAGUGCAGAUGGCUGUUCCUGCGCCGUACUAUACAUCUGGUGUGACAACAGCUGCUGAGUGGUCCUUGCUGCGUACAGCUCCCUCACCCUGGGCAGAGCUAGAGUUUGAAAACAUCAUCCUCACUGUACCGUCAGACUUUAUUCGGAAUCUGGAACGGCCUGACGAGUUGGCAGCACAUUGGGAUAAGAUGAUGAGGGCCAUCGCUGACCUGGCUGCCAUACCACACAAGUUCCCUCGCAAAGAACGCUUUGUGACUGAUGUGCAGAUUUCCCAUGGUUGGAUGCAUGCUGGUUAUCCUAUUAUGGCACAUAAGUCCACAGCAGCUGAUCUGGUCAACAUUGAUGGUGCUGCUAGAAACCUGUGGGGCGUCAUCCAUGAACUGGGACACAACCAACAGAGAGGCUGCUGGGAGUUCCCAUCACACACAACAGAGGCAACAUGCAACCUGUGGUCAGUGUAUGUGCAUGAAGAGGUGCUGGGGAUCAGCAGAGAAAAGGCUCAUGAAAUGAUGACUCUAGCAUAUCGAAAUGCUCGAGCAGAGCAGUAUGCUAAGGGGGGAAAGAACCUCAACAAAUGGGAUAUGUGGACGGCCCUUGAGACGUACAUGCAGCUCCAGGAUGAGUUUGGCUGGGAUGCCUUUAAGAAAGUGUUUGCUGCCUACCACGAGAUGAACAACUUUCCACAGGACAACCACGGAAAGAUGAACCUGUAUGCUGAGACGUUCUCCCACACUGUAGAGAUGGACCUGUGUGGAUUCUUUAAGUCCUGGGGCUGGCCCAUAACCAGAGCUACUGAGGAGACACUCUCCAACCUGCCUCCCUGGAGUGACCACCCCAUGGCCCAGUACAACUGAACUUCAGACUGCCGUUUAUUAAUAGUGCAGAGCGAUCGGUUAAAUGAGAAACCUAUUCUUCACAUUGAGUAUUUUGUAGGAAAUUCAAAUUUACUUACUUUUUUCUUCUUUUGCUCCUUGUUGUUGUUGUUGUUUUUGUUUUUUUAAAACCAGAUUUGCUGCAGGGUUUUAUAAAAGAAAUAAGAGUUACAUAGUGAUAGAUUUAUACAACUUUUUGAUUCAGUAACUCCAUUUGAAAAUAAUCUUCCUUUCAAUUAAUCAUCUGAACACUUUUGAAACAUAUGUGAUUGCCAAUAAUCCAUAAUUUACAGAUGUGUGAAUCAGAAUUGAAAUGCUUCCCUAUAUUUGAUGGUUUUGAGUGAUUCAGGCUGUGUUUACUAGAUGAAUCAAAUGUUUACUGCUUGUUUAUGUUAAUAUUU
Molecule: messenger RNA, 3182 nt
Organism: Centropristis striata (black sea bass)
Lineage: Eukaryota; Metazoa; Chordata; Actinopteri; Perciformes; Serranidae
Product: TRPM8 channel-associated factor homolog
Exons: 12
Coding region: 1-2763 (920 amino acids)
Source: RefSeq, a predicted model, not a curated record